AGACAGAGGAAGAAGAAGAUACGGCAAGGCAGCUCUAGUGGAUCUGAUCUGGUCUGGUCUGGUCUAUCUAUCAAAGUGAGUCGCACUUCCCAUUCAUCUGUGUGUGUGUGUGUGCGCGCUUCAGCUUUCUUAACUUUUGGCUAUUUGAUACAAAUCCUCAUUUCAUGUAGUUGAGAAUCAGAUAGAUUGUUGCUGUUGCUCACAUAAUUGUAAAUUACAUGAUAUAGGCGUCUUGGUAAUGGGAAAGCUGAGCCUAUUUUGUAUCUUUUGUCCAUGCAUGGACAAAACUGUGUUCAGUAUUUAUGGGACAUAUGAAAACCUUUAGACCCAUUACCAGCAGUUUUGAAGUUGGUGAGGUGGAUGGUAAGUGCAGAGUGGAUUUGAAUUUUCCCACACCAACAACAACAACAGUGAUGGAGGCCAUUUCAAUUGUAGAGGAGCCUCAUGAUGCCAUGGAGUUUGAAUCCCAUGAAGCUGCAUAUGAUUACUACAAAGCAUAUGCCAAGUCUGUGGGUUUCGGCACUGCUAAAUUGAGCAGUCGUCGAUCUAGGGCGUCCAAAGAAUUCAUUGAUGCCAAAUUUUCAUGCAUAAGAUAUGGAAACAAGCAGCAGUCCGAUGAUGCCAUCAAUCCCCGGCCUUCCCCCAAAAUUGGUUGCAAGGCAAGCAUGCAUGUGAAGCGCAGGCCCAAUGGUAAUUGGUAUGUCUAUAGUUUCGUAAAGGAGCACAACCAUGAGCUUUUACCGGCUCAAGCACAUUUCUUUCGCAGCCACAGAAAUGCAGACCCUCUUAAGAAUAACGAUGUUAGGAUGCGAAGACGGAAGAAUGUGAAUUCAGUGUCCAGCUUAUUCAGUGCAUAUCAAAAUGUUGAUUGCUUAGAGAGUUAUUUGAGAAAUCAGCAUGAUAAGGGGCGGUCCUUGUCUCUAGAGUCAGGGGAUGCUCAAGUGCUACUGGAAUGCUUUAUGCGCAUGCAGGAAGAAAAUCCAAAAUUCUACUAUGCAGUUGAUCUAAAUGAAGAGCACCGGUUGAGAAAUGUGUUCUGGGUAGACUCCAAAGGAAUGGAAGACUACACCAACUUCAGUGAUGUUGUUUUCUUUGACACCACAUACUUCACAAACAAGUAUAAAAUGCCCUUGGUUCUUUUUAUAGGAGUGAACCAUCAUAUUCAACCCACGUUAAUGGGUUGUGCAUUGAUUGCGGAUGAGACGGUUUAUACUUUUGUGUGGUUAAUGCAGACAUGGUUAAUAGCAAUGGGGGAACAAGCUCCACGAGUGAUACUCUCUGACCAGAACGACGCCAUCAAAGCGGCUAUUGCAGCAGUAUUUCCAGGCACACGCCAUUGCUUUUCUUUGUGGCAUAUAAUGGAGAAAAUACACGGGCAGCUCGAGUUUUGGAGCAUGUGGAAUGAUACUUUUAUGGCCGAGUUUAAUGAGUGUGUUUUUAAGUCCUGGUCAGAAGAACAAUUUGACAAGAGAUGGUGCAAACUGCUUGAUAAGUUUAAUCUGAGAGAAGUUGAAUGGAUUCAGUCCUUGUAUGAAGAUCGUACUCAUUGGGUGCCCACUUUCAUGAGAGAUAUAUCCUUUGCUGGAUUGUCUCCAACUUCACGGUCGACAAGUUUGAAUUCAUCAUUUGACAAAUAUUUCCAAGCGGAAACUUCAGUACCAGAGUUUAUGGAAAGUUACAGGGUAAUUCUUGAAGAUAGGUAUGAAGAGGAAGCAAAAGCAAAUUUUGAUGCUUGGCAUGAAACACCCGAGUUGAAGUCUCCAUCACCUUUUGAGAAGCAACUGGCACUGGUGUACACACGGGAAGUUUUUAAAAACUUCCAACUGGAGGUUUUGGGAGCAGCUGCUUGUCAUCUUAAGAAAGAAAGUGAAGACAUGACAACCACAACAUACAGUGUAAAAGAUAUUGAAGAUGAACAGAAUUAUAGAGUGGAGUGGAACGAAUCGAAGUCGGAUAUAUGUUGUUCGUGCCAUUCAUUUGAGUAUAAGGGUUAUCUCUGCAGACACGCUAUUGUUGUUCUCCAAAUGUCUGGUGUUUUCACCAUACCUGCCAAAUAUGUAUUGCAGCGGUGGACAAAUACUGCUAUGAGCAGGCAUGCCAUUGGCGAAAAACUGGAUGAGGUACAAUCUAAGGUCCGUCGUUACAAUGAUUUAUGUCGACGAGCCAUUAUAUUGGGUGAAGAAGGGUCACUUUCUCAGGAGAGUUAUGAUGUAGCAUUAUGUGCCAUAAAAGAAGCCUUAAAGCAAUGCACGAGUUUGAACACCUCUGUUGAAAGCAAUGCAAAACCUAAUGACUCGGCAGUUGAUGGUAUUUGUGGUAUUGAAGUGAGUCAGUGUGGUAUGACAUCUGAUGACAAGAUUUUUGGUCCGAAAGUGAGUACUGCUAGCAAGACUCCUAGGAGAGUUGGGACUGGGAAAGUGGUGGCAAGGCAUGGGAAAGGAAAGGUACCUCAGCCGGAAGGUAUGAGAGUUGGAACACAAGACCAGUUUUCCCAAAUGCAAGUUUGUUCUGAGACAAGGCCGCCUAUGCUGAUGCAGCUACAUAAUGUGGUGCCUCCGCAGUUGCAUAAUAUGGUGCCAUCAAUGUUUCAAAAUGUCGCACCGGCACAGUUCCAUAACGUGGCUUGUUCGACACCUGUGCAGGAGAAUCGUCUCCCUCAAUAACUUGGAACUUUUCCUCCUCUUUUUAAGAAUCGAGUGUUGUUUAUAUAUCCAUGUACAGUAGAAAGUAGAGACGAACUGAACUGAAGUGGUGUAGGUUUCAGCACUCCUCAGUUUUACAGGUGCGUGCUAGUGGGGUCCUGAGAACUGUUAAAAAGUAUGCAAAUACAUCGUAUAUGUUGUGCACCUGGAUUUCUAUUUGGUGAUAGGACUCUAGGAGUAAUGAAAAAAAAAACAGACGGAGAGUCGUUGAUGAUUCUUGCACCUUUUGUCAAGAGGCUUUGUCUCAUUUCCUACGUCGGUGAGAGGAAAAGAUGGAAUCGGAUUCCAGCAUCCGUUUUUCAUCGCCAAUUUCGUAUCUCAGAAAGUGCGCUUGGUUCCUUCUUUCUUCUUCUUGGCAGAGUUUAAAAUUAGUUGGAUGGCGGUGUUGGGAUUCUAUAGCCGGACUCCGUUGACGUUUUUGGUUAUAAAUUUGAUUCAUAGAGGAAUUAGUGUUAGUAUGAUACUUGUAUCACAUCACUUGUCAAGUGGCGGCAUCUAAGCAUUUGCAUCCGAUUCCGCUCCCCCGCUUCACACGUACCACACGGCUACAAAAUCAGGUCACAGGUCGACUCAACCCGCCAGAAAAAGGAGUAGAGUACAAGGUUUGGAGAGGAAUCAGGUCCCACCACCGAAACCGAAAAGAUCGCAGCAGCAGAGCAGGCCCUAUUUAUAAUCCGUGAUUGAGGAGAGGACCCAUCUCAUCUCAUCUCAUCUCAUCUCAUACCAAAAUAAAAUAAAAAAAGAAGUUGGGUGUGUAAUCACAAUCUCUCUCUCUCUCCCUCUCUUUACGCAAACAAUGUCUAACAGUAAUGGGCAGCCUCCGCGACGCCACCGCAUCGGCUACGCCUUCCCGCCGAAGAAAGAGCAGACCUUCAUCCAACCGUCGCUGAUCGCCCACGCCGGACAACACGGCAUCGAUCUGGUCCCCGUCGAUGCCGCCAAGGCCUUGACCCAGCAGGGCCCCUUCGACUGCAUCAUCCACAAGCUGUACGACGACGACUGGAAUCAGCAAUUGAAGGAGUACUCGUCUCUCUAUCCCCGCACCGUCAUCCUCGAUCCGCCCGAGUCCAUCGCCCGCCUCCACAACCGGGUCUCAAUGCUCGACGUCAUCAAAGCCGCCUUCAAAGCCCCGCGAGUCGAGAAUGUCGGGGUCCCCAAGCAGGUCCUGAUCCACGACGCGGCCGAACUGGAAUCCGAUCUGGGAUUGAAAUUUCCGGUGAUUGCAAAGCCUGUGCUGGCCAAUGGCAGCGCCAAGUCGCACCAAAUGUCUAUGGUUUUCAGCGGCGAGGGGUUGAAGAAGGUCGAGACCCCCAUUUUGCUGCAGGAGUUUGUCAACCACGGGGGUACCAUCUUCAAGGUCUAUGUCAUCGGGGAUUACACCGAGUGCGUCAAGCGUAGGUCGCUGCCCGACAUCUCCGACGAGCAGCGCACCAAAUUGGCCGGGGUUGUGGUCCCUUUCUCCCAGAUUUCCAAUGAAGAAGUUAACAUUGAGGGUGUUGAGAUGCCGCCACCUGGGUUUGUGGAGGAGCUGGCCAAAGGGAUUUGCGACGGCCUCAAACUCAAUUUCUUCAACUUCGAUGUCAUCAGGGAUUCCAAUGACAAGCAUAGCUAUUAUGUUAUUGACAUCAAUUACUUUCCUGGCUAUGCCAAACUCCACAACUUCGAGCACCUUUUGACAGACUUUUUCUUGGCUGUACUUUCCCACAAGUCCAUGUCUCAGCAGUCCCAGUCUCAGCUUGAACAAGAAUGAGGACCCCAGCUGGUAGAUUAGAGGAGAGCUCUCAUUGAGUAUUUACUACUUUUCAAGGCAAGGCAUCCCUCUUACUGGGGUUUUCAUUUGCAAUUUAGCUAACAUGUUAUGUCAGUUCUAAGUUGUAAAAUGCCGAAUAACUAAUAAUGCUACUUUCCAAUUUCA
This is a messenger RNA of Rosa chinensis, 4617 nucleotides long. RefSeq names its product protein FAR1-RELATED SEQUENCE 4. The transcript has 3 exons. The record is from RefSeq and is a predicted model, not a curated record. Gene Ontology annotation, biological process: regulation of DNA-templated transcription. Bases 303 to 2663 code for a protein of 786 amino acids. Gene Ontology annotation, molecular function: zinc ion binding. Lineage: Eukaryota; Viridiplantae; Streptophyta; Magnoliopsida; Rosales; Rosaceae.